Messenger RNA from Xiphophorus hellerii (green swordtail), 2218 nucleotides. RefSeq lists its product as uncharacterized. NCBI's taxonomy places the organism in Eukaryota, Metazoa, Chordata, Actinopteri, Cyprinodontiformes, Poeciliidae. Bases 141 to 1058 code for a protein of 305 amino acids. The record is from RefSeq and is a predicted model, not a curated record. The transcript has 4 exons.
AGAUCUACAGAUACAGAGCCUACCCAGAGGAUGCACAGUUCUGUGUAGUUGCAGAGGCCUUGGUUAAAAAACAUCCGUGUUUAAAAGAGCCCGGUUCAUUCAAUGGUUGCUACGGUUGGAAGCAAAGGCUGAAGUACAAAAUGGGAAACUACAGGACUCUACUCAAAUCACAAGGAUGUCCAGAGUUCUCUGUAAACUCACUUAAAUCCAAAGCUAGUAUUUCUGUUUUUCCCGCUACAAAAAUAAAGAAGCCAAGACGAGCUGAAGCCAACUUUUAUCCAUCCUUUCCAUUGGGAGAAACACAAGAAAGCAUGGAAAAAGAGAGAAUUGAACUCUUGACAGCAAUCAAAAGGAGGAACAAUGACAAGGUCAUUGCGGACAAAAUGGCUCGUACCUUUGCUUACAGGCGUCAGGAGGUGGUGAAUGAAGAACCUGGUAUAGAGGAUUUCAAGGACAGAUGGCCUGCUCUGUUCCAACAGAAAGAGAUUAAUGCGGAGUUCCAGAGGCUCAUGGCUCUUCCCCUUGAGCAGACUUUCUUGGCCCAGUUGGACAGGCACUCAAGUCAGCUGAUUAAAGUCAUCCAGGCCAAAGGAGGAGCAACACAUGCAAAAAUGGCUGGCAUCAUGAGAACUUAUGAUGAGGUUGAAGACAUUGGGAUUCGAAGGGAAUGUGUUCUGAAAGGGCUCAUCACCUUUCUUGGAGAGGAUGCAAAAGACCUUAUUAAGGAAUACUGUGGCAGCAGCAGAGAUGGUGCCCAGAUGGAACUCAAACAACUCACCAUGGCCGUGUUUGUGAUUCGGAAGGAGGGAGAGGGAUUGAAAGAACCCCCAGAAGACAUUGGCAUCGUCAUUGAGGGAGUGGAGGUGUUGCAUGACCUGACUUCAGUUGCCUCAGCAUGUGCCCUGCUUCUGGGUUUGAUAUAUUCCCUUAACCUGGCUUAUCCAAAGGCUCUGCGCUUCACAUUUGAAGUGUUCCAAAAAAUCUUCAUGCAGCUUGAGCAGCACAAGAUGUCUCCCAAAGUUCAAAAUUUGUUUGGAAGACUUCAGACCUCACAGUAAAGACACUGGCAUGUUGUGCAACAGGACAGAUUAUCUUCUGUCUUCUUUGUUUGAACAGAAGAGCGCCAUGUUUUGGAAGCUCAACACCUCAAGGAACUGCACUUUGUGAACUUCUGUUGGGACAUUGUUCACAUUAAAGCCACAAGUAAUACAGAAUUUACUGGAUAACAAUUGUGACUGGUAUUUCUGGAGGAUGUUUAUUGAUGAGGUUGUGAUGAACAUUAUCAUUUUGGGAGUAGGUCUUUUUUUGUUUUUGACAUUUCAUAAAGUUACAUGGUUCAUCUCUUUGGUUUUGUGUUGGAAAAAAUACAGGUUAAGGGGGAAAAAUUACAGUAGGAAAGUAGUAGGCUACUGCAGUUUGUGGACACUUUCACAGAAUUUUCUGUUUCCAUUUUUUAUUUUUAAUUUGAAUCAACAGAUUUGUGCAGUAUUUUUUGAAGGAGGUUGAAUGGAUCUAGAUCAUAAUGUUUACUAUUGUGUUCUUUUCUGGUGUCAGUUAAAUUAACGAACUUGGUUUAAACUAGGCAGCUAUUACAUCACAUCUUUGUUUGAAAACUUUUUGCCUAAAUAUUUUUUGGGUAUUGCUCUUGUUUUCAGUGUAAAAACAGUCACUAGUGUCAUUAUAUUUUAUGUCAAAAACAUGUUAUCAGCAAAUGUUAUGGUUUAAGAGUGUGGAUUUUCUUUUUUAGGAGGACUCGUGUUAAAUCUAAAAAACCAAAUUUUUUUCCUGAGGAAUACUUCUGGAUUCUACAACCUCACACAGGGGUGUCCAAGUCUUGUCCAGGAGAGCUACCAUUGUGCAACUUUCAGAUGGACCCUAUUUCAAUACCACCUGAAGCUAAUUUCUGAAUUCACACACCAGCAGACAUUCAGCUCAGCAGAGGCAUUGUAAUGAGCAGUUCAUUUGAUUCAGAUGUAUUGGAGAUGGGAUGCAUCUGAAAGUUGCAGGAUGAUGGCUCUCCAGAACUGGACUUGGGCACCUCUGAUCUAGCAGGUCGCUGACCAAAAAGGUUGAAGUAUUCAAAAAUACAACCCCAAUUAAGCAGAAAAGUAAUAUCCCUUAUAAAGUUUCAAAAGAUCUGUGUAGCAUGUUUAAUGCAUAAUAUUUUGUGAAAAACCUGUAAGUUUGUGAUGCUUUCACAAUAAAAUUUAAAAUGUUC